UACUCCGGAUGUUAAUGUUUUGUAGUUAAAGUCAGACACAGAGCCUGUCAGCUGUUAAUUCGGUUGUAAACAUGCCGCAACAUAUUCACCGGUGAAUAAGGUGGUUUACCGGGUGAACGGACGGUGUCGGUGGUGUUAGUGGGAGAAUGGAGACUUUUAAUAAACUAACCAGUAUGCUGUUACACGCGCUGGAAACGAGGGAGCCUACAGUGGAUCUGUUGGAUUCCUUUGUUGAUCACUGGAAAUCAAUAACCAAUUAUUACAUCAUGACAACAGAUGACAGUCUUCCUGUCAAACAGACAGAUAUCCCAUGGCACCUCAAACAGAUGUUGGACAUCCUGCUGUAUGAGGAGAAGGAACUGGGUGUGGAGCAGACAGGACCUUGUAUUGAGUACAUGCUGCAACACAAACUGUUGGAGACCAUGUGCACUCUGGGAAAGGCUCAGUAUCCUCCAGGUAUGGUCCAGCAGGUCUUUGUGUUCUUCACAAAGUUGUUGGCUCAGAUGCAGAAGCCUCUGCUGGAGCUGGUCAGCGUCUACAGACCUGUUCAGAAGUUGAUCCGUCUCUGUGCUCUUCCUGGUUCCAACACUGAGAAGGAGGAGGCUCAGUUCUUAUUAGUCAUCUGUUCCAGAGUCAAACAGGAUCCACAAACACUCAGAUAUGUUUUAGAGCUUUGUGUCUCUGUGAAACCAGCAGUAGACGCACCAGCCUCCGACCAAUCAAAGCCCUGCAUACAAGCCUCCAAUGACACAACAGAAUCAAAACAACUCACCCCCUCCAGCCAAUCAGAUUCAUCCAGCUUCAACGCCGUCCAAGCAGAGUUUGGUCUGCUGACAGCUUUAAUGCAUCUUACAAAAAGUCAGAGGGCUUCUGUGUGUCUGAAAGCCCAUGAGAGUCUGCUGCUGCUGUGCAGCCUGCAGUCUGGAUCUUCAGGGGAGAUUCUGUGUGAUCAGACCCAGCUGGGAGACCUGCUGGCUGGCAGGCUUCAGGAGCUUUAUUCCCUACUGCCUUUGGAGGGUCUGGAUCCUGGAGAGGUGCGGAGCUGGCCUCGAACAGCAUGGAGUUCUCAGUUCUCAAGCUCUGAUCCCAAAUCAGCAUCUCCUGCUUCUGACCACAUGACUAACUUCUUCUCCUGGUUGGACUUCCUGGAUCAGCUAAUGAGAGAAGCUCCUCAGGUGUUAGCAUUGAAGCUAUCUCAGUGUGUUCAUCAGCUCUGGUUAUUGGAGUUGGUUCAACCUCAACUGCAGCACACGUGUGAGCAGGUGGUUCUGGUCUCCACCUCCCUGCUCUGUGCCGUAGUUAGACUGGUCCAGUCCUCCUCCCUGUUGGAUCAGCUGGUCCACUUCCUGCUGAAGACACACACUCUGACUCAGCUGCUGCUGCAUCGCUGCGACCACAUCUCAGACCAGAUCAGCAUGGCGUCACUUUGUCUGAUGGAGGAGUUACUACAGAAGCCUCACAUGGACAUUUUGGACAUUCUGGUGUUGAAUUUCCUGCAGAGUCGCAGUUACCUUUCUAUACCUACUACAGGUGUGGAAGACAGACCACCUGAGAGCAACGAGACCAACGAUGAUAGCGACGAUCUGGAGGAGGACCCAUUCUUUUCCGACAGCUUGAUGUCUUCAGACAGUCAGCUGCUCCCUCCUCCUUUCUCCCCCUCAACUUCCUCUGCUCCUCCUUCUCCCACUGGACUGGGAUCAGCUGCUGACAUCGUCAACAGUUUCCUGUGUUUAGUCCCUGUACAGGUCCGAUCAGCUCAGCUGCUACAGGAAGGAGGAUACGAAUGUUAUGUCCAUGACGCUCACACACUGAUGACAGAAUGUCAGUCUCUUUCUCAGUCAUGGGAUUGGCCGCUCAGUCUUCCUCCCUCCUCCUCAGGUGAAAUGGACAAUUUCUUUGAAGGGCAUCUGCUCAGAGUUCUCUUUGACCGACUGGGCCGCGUCCUGGAGCAGCCUUACGAGUUGAACCUGCAGCUGACUGCAGUUCUGUCCAGACUGUCAGCCUUCAACCACCCACUGCUGCAUGAGUACCUGCUCGACCCCUACAUACACCUGUCUCAUAACUCCAGGUCACUCUUCUCUGUUCUCAUCAGGUUGAUGGGAGAGUUGAUGCAGAGGAUCCAGCAGGUUUCAAACCUGACAGACAGACUGUUGAAUGCCAGGAGGCACCUGCUGGGACUGGACCACAACACUGGACUGGAGCACCUGACCCUGCUCAAAGGAAUCAUUGUGCUUGAGGAGUUCUGUAAGGAGCUUGCAGCUAUCACUUUUGUCAAAGUGCCUCUGGAGCAGCAGUGACUCCGCUGGACCAGAACUGACACACCGUGCACACCUUGAACAUAUGCAUGUUUACAGGUACCCCUGGUUCUACGUAGGAAACUACACAGGAAACUAUCCGAUCCAAACCCUGAAAACAUGUAGCAGUCAGCUGAAAAAGGUACAGCAUUACUUACUGGAAUAGGUACAGCUGAAUGGACUGAGAUUGAAAGGGUCUGCUGAUUCACCAGGAAACCCAAAACCUUUUGAUCAUCUUCAGAUGCUUGACCUGACUUUAACUUUUUGAUGUGGAUAGAGAACCUGAUUGAAGCCUUUUUGAGCUGCAGCAUUAACGAGGCAACCCUGAACUUGUCAUUGUCUCGGCCUUUAUGAACUUUAUUCUGAGUAGUGUCUCAGUAAGAGCCUGCAAGUGCAGUUUUUAGUUAUUUAUGGUUUUAAAAAAAAAAGUCAAUCAGGAAAAAUGACACAAGUGACAAAAGUAGAGAAUGUAUUUAAUUUAGGCUUUUGAUUGAGACCUAAUUAUUGUUCUGAUUCAGGAAUAAAUUCAUAGGCAGGAGAUCUUAUACUGAACCCUAUGUUAAAGCCAGAGCCCCUUAUGUGUCUCAUGACCCUCACUGUCUAUGAUAAUGUGACUGCCUAAUCCUCCUCUUUGCAGUCAGGGCUAAAUGUCGGUUAAAACUCAUUUUGUUUUACAGUUUUAUCCCAGGUGGGAAGAGAAGAAUAUAAAUCAUAAAGAUGCUCUCAUUAAGUUUGCUUUAAUGGAUAUAACUCAUUAAUGCCUUGUGAAGCUCCCUUCAAAAUGCUGUUCUUCGUGAAGUCACCUUUAUCUGUGUUGCUGCCUCUGUACAGGUGAGUGACAAGAAAGUGUAGCUCAGAGUGCCUAAUAGUCUGACCUUAAAACAGAUUUAUAUACCAAAAAUAGUAUUUAAUUAAGGUUAUGAAAUCAAAAGAAAUAGAGCUCCUUCUGUGUAUUCCAUCAAAUAAAAACCCAGACAAACUUUUUUGUUAUCUCUGUUAACUUUGAAAAAACAUCUCAGAAAUGUAUUUAGUCUCUAACAUCGUGAGGAGGUUCAGACUGAAUGAGUCUGAAUAAACUGAGAAUAUAUAAAUGAUGUAUUUAUAAUGUGAGUCUGACUGUUAUCAGCCUGCUGAAGUGCUGAUACGUUAUGUGCCAAAAUGUUUUGAAUGUGUAACCUUUAAUUUGAUGGAUUUUGAGUUUGAAUACAAACUACAAUAUAUUGACUUUAAAGGAAAGGUGGAAUGAGAAUCUGUGUUAUUCUACUGAUUGAACCCUUCAGUUAGAAAAUGAACUGAACUGUCUUAUCAUGUUUUUUAAUGUGAUCAUUUAAAGAAGUUUCUUACAUGUAAUAGCAGCGAACUGUUGCUGUGAUGUGUUUUAUUUUCUCUUUUUUUUGUUUGUUUGUUUGAGUUAUUAUUUAAAACCGAUUCAAGGAGGCGAGUUAUGUCAUCAAUACAGUUUGAUUUGUCCGUGUGAUAAACUAAAACCAGAAACAUUGGAACUCAAUAAAUUAUACUUUUUCAUGUCAAACAUCUGUCUGGUUAUGUGUGGAUAGAGGAAGGCAAAGGUUGAAUGUGAUAACACUCAGUCUGUCUGUUUUCAGCUUUUAAAGCUCCUGUGAGGAACUCUGGCUUUGUGUCAGACUGCUAUUGACCAUAGGGUACAAAUUGUCUUUUUGCUGAUUUAGUACAUAUGCAAAGGUUUUUUUUUGUUUUUUUGUUUUUUUCUAACAUAAUUAUCUUUCUCUGCUUGUUUUUAACAGUCAAGAUAUUUCACUCAUCAGUAAUCUUUGCAGUGUGCAGUUUAUCACUUUGUCUGACACCUACCCUGCAGCAAAGUGUCCAUGCAUUACAUAUAUAACUAUGUUUCGGUUGUUAUUGUAGGUCAUAAAGAUGUAUCAGCAUUCAUUUCAGCAUGUUUCAUAACCAGUUUAAAAUUCCUCACAGAAGCUUUAAACUUUACUGAACAAGCGAUUACAGAUAUCAAUUUUAUAAUGUUCAUUUUAACCAGAUACAUUGUAAUUCCAAUGAAGCUCUGCAGAAACGCUGAAAAAGAAAAUAUUAUAUUUAAACCA
This is a messenger RNA of Labrus mixtus (cuckoo wrasse), 4369 nucleotides long. It is a transcript of the gene fhip2b, whose product is annotated as FHF complex subunit HOOK interacting protein 2B. Lineage: Eukaryota; Metazoa; Chordata; Actinopteri; Labriformes; Labridae. The transcript is spliced from 18 exons. The record is from RefSeq and is a predicted model, not a curated record. Bases 147 to 2297 code for a protein of 716 amino acids.